Brassica napus (rape) is the source of this 461-nucleotide messenger RNA. Its product is annotated as MATH domain and coiled-coil domain-containing protein At3g58430-like. The transcript has 2 exons. The record is from RefSeq and is a predicted model, not a curated record. Bases 1 to 441 code for a protein of 146 amino acids. Lineage: Eukaryota; Viridiplantae; Streptophyta; Magnoliopsida; Brassicales; Brassicaceae.
AUGGAUGUCAAUGGCUUUCAAGUUCUUCCUUCACAGGUAGAAUCUGUAAGACUUAUCUUUAAAAGACAUCCAGAUAUUGCGGUAGAGUUCCGUGCAAAGAACCAACAUCUGAGAAACGCAUGCAUGGAUUUACUGCUCAGCUUAAUUGAAACGAUGUGCCAAUCACUCGAGGAUCUCUCCAAUGAAGAUCUUGUUGAAGCAGACAUUGCACUUACGUACUUGAAAGACGCUGGAUUUAAGGUGGAUUGGUUGGAGAAAAAGCUGGACAUAGUUAAAGACAAGAAGGAGAAAGAGCAGUCCAGUUUGGCUCGGCUACAGGAAAUGGAGGAUUUUUUACUGAAACUGAAGCAACAAUGUUCAGACCUGAAUGCCCUAGUGGAGAAGGAAGAGGAAGAGUUGUUGGACACAAGAACUCCUAUGUCAUUCGAUGAUGUUGUUUGAUUAUUUGAGUUCUUAGACAU